Messenger RNA from Thalassophryne amazonica, 1955 nucleotides. It is a transcript of the gene mapkap1, whose product is annotated as MAPK associated protein 1. NCBI's taxonomy places the organism in Eukaryota, Metazoa, Chordata, Actinopteri, Batrachoidiformes, Batrachoididae. Gene Ontology annotation, biological process: TORC2 signaling. Gene Ontology annotation, cellular component: TORC2 complex; plasma membrane; cytoplasm. The record is from RefSeq and is a predicted model, not a curated record. The transcript is spliced from 12 exons. Bases 35 to 1663 code for a protein of 542 amino acids. Gene Ontology annotation, molecular function: phosphatidylinositol-4,5-bisphosphate binding.
ACCUUCCAAGCUUUGACGAAAUAAAGGAGGAAAAAUGGCUUUUCUGGAUAAUCCAGCCAUUAUUUUGGCCCACAUCAGACAGUCUCAUGUGACCAGCGAUGAUACAGGAAUGUGUGAAAUGGUACUAAUAGACCAAGAUGUUGAUCUGGAGAAGUGCCAGCUGACUUUGGUGCCCGGCAGCAGCUGUGAAUCAGCUGGGUCGGGCACCCUAAGCGAUGGGAGCAGCAGCGGAACGGACAGUCAUGCCUGUGACCUCUCCCAGUCCAUGGACAUCACCUCAAGCUGGGAUUUUGGUAUUCGUCGACGCUCUAACACAGGAGAACAAGAAGACAACCAAGACAAACCUGGGGCUGCUGCUCAAAGACUUGAAAGGCUAAGGAAAGAACGCCAGAAUCAAAUCAAAUGUAAAAACAUUCAAUGGAAAGAGAGAUCAUCCUCACAAUCGGGGGAGGAUCUAGGAUCUUUGUUUGAGAAACAGGAUUUCAGAGACCGGCCGCGGACAACAGGAGUCAAAUCGGCCCUUUCACUGCGGCUGGAGCAAUGCCCUCAGCAGCUCAACAACCCCUUUAACGAAUACUCCAAAUUUGAUGGAAAGGGCCACAUUGGUACAACUGCAACAAAAAAGAUAGACGUCUACCUAUCAAUGCAGAUGGCUCAGGAGAAAAUACAUCCAAUGACUGUGGUGACCAUCGCCAACGCCCGUGUGCAUGACCUCAUUGGACUCAUCUGUUGGCAGUACACUAGCGAGGGUCGGGAGCCCAAGCUCAAUGAGAAUGUGAAUGUGUACUGCCUCCACAUUGCUGAAGAUGAUGGCGAGGUGGAUACUGACUUCCCACCUCUGGACUCCAAUGAGCCGAUCCACAAGUUUGGUUUCAGUACUCUGGCACUAGUGGAGAAAUAUUCAUCACCUGGUCUUGCUUCCAGACAGUCCCUGUUUGUGAGAAUAAAUGCUGCACAUGGUUUUUCUCUAAUACCUGUGGAUAGUCUGAAGGUAACCAUGAAAGAUAUUCUGCAGAAAGCACUCAAAAAGAGAAAAGGAUCCCAAAAAGGUUCAGGUCCCAUGUAUCGCCUGGAGAAGCAGAUGGAGCCUAAUGUCUCAGUGGACCUCGACAGCACACUGGAAAGCCAGAGUACACUUGAGUUUUGCCUGGUCAGGGAAAAUAGCUCUAGGGGUGAGGAAAGCUCAGAGGAAGAUCCUCCUAUAGACAUCACCUCAGUCCAGGACAUGCUGAACAGUCACCACUACAAGUCCUUUAAGAUCAGUAUGAUUCACAAGCUGCGCUUCACCACAGAUGUCCAGCUGGGUAUUUCAGGAGAGAAGGUGGAGAUUGAUCCCGUCACCAAUCAGAAAGCCAGUACGAAGUUCUGGAUUCGUCAAAAACCCAUCUCCAUCGACUCGGACCACCUCUGUGCCUGUGACCUGGUCGAGGAGAGAAGUCCUAGUCAUACAAUAUUUAAGAUCACCUAUCUUAGUAACCAUGACUACAAGCCUCUCUACUUUGAGUCCGACGCUGCUACUGUCAAUGAAAUCGUACUAAAGGUGAACUAUAUUCUGGAGUCUCGGGCUAGCACGUCACGGGCCGAUUAUUUUGCUUUGAAGCAACGGAAACUGAACCGCCGGACAAGCUUCAGUUUCCAGAAGGAUAAGAAGACUGGACAGUAAUGAAAGAGACGUGUGCAGGAACUGGUUCGUCUACAACAAGGACAGUCUGUGGAGGCCGGGUCUGGCCUAACAGAACGAUGGACUAGAGGAAACACGAAACACAGAAAAUGGAGAAACUCCUCACUAGAUGUGAUCAAAAACAGACUUUUCCAGAAACAGGUGGAAAAAUUUCAAAUUGAGACUUCUAUGUCGCCAUCAGUUUUUUUUGUUGUUUUUUUUUUAAAUUCACUGCAUCCUUUCUGUAGGAUGUAUUUGUCUCAACUAUUUCAAAUAAAAAUGCUCAGAAAGGACA